AUGGCAUUCUGCAAUCGUACUUUACUAGAUUGUCUGGAUUCUCUCUCCUUCAAUAAUCUUUUCCUAUCCUUCCUGUUCUUCACUACUUUGCUUCUUGCUUCUUCCAACUCCUCCUCCUAUGCCUUGAGUUCCGACCAAGCUGAUGCUCUCCUCAAAUGGAAAGCUACCGAUCUCAACAACCAAAGCCAAUCUGUUCUCCAUUCAUGGAAAGUAGUUGAUGAUUCAAAUUCCACCAAUUCCUCUAUGCGAUCUGACCCCUGCAUUAGUUGGAUUGGAAUUGCUUGCAAUCAAAGGGGAAGCAUCACUCAAAUUAACUUAACAAGUAUGGGCUUGCAAGGUAUGAUUAAGAACUUCCCCUUUCCCUCAUUUCCUUCUCUUACACACCUGAAUCUCUUUAAUAAUUCACUUCUUGGCACUGUUCCAUCCAACAUUGCUAACCUUUCUGUCGUCAACUACCUGGAUCUGUCUGUGAAUCAGUUCUCAGGAUCAAUUCCAUCUGAAAUCUGCUUACUUACCACUCUUAAUAUCUUGUAUCUUGAUCAUAAUCAUUUCAGUGGAUCCAUACCUUACAAUAUGGGAAGAUUGAAAGACCUUACUACUCUGACCAUGCACUCCAACAACCUCUCUGGUUUCAUACCUGAAUCUCUUGGUAAUUUGACCAGUCUAAGGCAGCUCUCUUUGUAUGAAAACAAUCUUAUUGGUUCAAUCCCUACAUCUAUAGGUAAGUUGAGAGAUCUGUACUUUCUAUACCUAUACCAAAAUCAACUUUCAGGUCCCAUUCCCAAGGAAAUAGGAAAUAUGACACAGCUCAGAUUUUUAACCCUGGAAAAUAAUAAUCUAAUUGGUUCCAUUCCUCAAGAAAUAGGAAAUUUGAAAUCACUUACUGAUCUGUACUUCCUUUUCAACAAUCUCAGUGGUUCAAUCCCUGUUUCUUUAGGUAAUUUGAAAAACCUAACUAUUUUAUUACUCUCUAAGAAUCAACUCUCUGGUAGGAUUCCUAUAGAAAUAGGGAACUUGACAAGUCUGAGUGACCUAGAAUUGACUCUCAAUCAACUAUCAGGAUGCAUCCCUUCCACUUUGGGAAACCUAAAGAAGCUCACCAAUUUGAACCUACUGGAAAAUCAAUUUUCUGGAUCAAUCCCUGAAGAAAUAGGAAAUCUUACCAAUUUGGCUAACUUACAAUUGGGAGAUAACCAUUUCUCAGGUAGUCUCCCACAAGAAAUAGGAAAUCUUACCAAUUUGGCUAACUUACAAUUGGGAGAUAACCAUUUCUCAGGUAGUCUCCCACAAGAAAUAGGAAAUCUUACCAAUUUGGCUAACUUACAAUUGGGAGAUAACCAUUUCUCAGGUAGUCUCCCACAAGGGCUAUGCACGAGUAGAUCACUUGAAAACUUCACUGCAUUUAACAACCAUCUCACAAGUCUUAUUCCAAAAGGCUUCAAAAACUGCACAAGCUUAUUUAGAGUUCGACUCGAAAAUAACCAACUUGUUGCAAACUUAUCAGAAGACUUUGGGGUUUAUGAGAAGCUGAAUUACAUUGAUUUGAGCAAUAAUCAAUUGUAUGGUGAACUUUCAUCAACCUGGGGUCAAUGCCAAAACCUCCAAACUCUACAUUUGGCUGGGAAUAAUAUUACUGGUAAGAUACCUCCGGAGCUUGGGAUGUUAAUCCAACUGCAUGUUCUUGACCUUUCUUCAAAUUACCUGGUGGGUGAAAUUCCUAUCAAGGAAUUUGGUGAGUUGACAUUUUUGCUAAAUCUCAAUCUGAGUGGCAACCAACUUUCUAGCAAUUUACCAUUAGAAGUUGGUAGGCUAUACAGCCUAACAUAUUUCGACUUGUCAACAACCAGUUUGAGUGGACAAAUACCAAAAGAAAUAGGGAACUGCUCUAGCUUAUCAUAUCUGGAUUUAAGCAACAACAAUUUGAAUGGAAGCAUUCCCUAUCAAAUUGGCAAUCUGGUUCACCUUCAACUUCUAUUGGAUCUUAGUCAAAACCGGCUCAGUGGAGAGAUACUGUCUCAGUUCAAAAGUUUGGUGAACUUGGAAAAGUUAAAUAUCUCCCACAAUCAACUCUCAGGUACCAUUUCUUCUGCAUUCGAUGAAAUGGCUAGCUUGACAUCCAUUGAUAUAUCUUACAAUGAGUUCGAGGGUCCAAUUUCGAACAACAGAGUCUUUCAAAAUGCUACUACAAUAGAAGCUUUAAGAAACAACAAAGCAUUGUGUGGCAAUGCCAGUGGUUUGUAA
Telopea speciosissima is the source of this 2241-nucleotide messenger RNA. Its product is annotated as probable leucine-rich repeat receptor-like protein kinase At1g35710. The transcript is spliced from 3 exons. The record is from RefSeq and is a predicted model, not a curated record. Gene Ontology annotation, cellular component: plasma membrane. Gene Ontology annotation, molecular function: protein binding. Gene Ontology annotation, biological process: hormone-mediated signaling pathway. The coding region runs from base 1 to 2241 and encodes 746 amino acids. NCBI's taxonomy places the organism in Eukaryota, Viridiplantae, Streptophyta, Magnoliopsida, Proteales, Proteaceae.